This is a messenger RNA of Polistes dominula (European paper wasp), 1951 nucleotides long. RefSeq names its product alpha glucosidase 2. Gene Ontology annotation, biological process: carbohydrate metabolic process. NCBI's taxonomy places the organism in Eukaryota, Metazoa, Arthropoda, Insecta, Hymenoptera, Vespidae. The record is from RefSeq and is a predicted model, not a curated record.
AAAACUCGAACGACACCUUCAUUUUGUCUCGUUCCUUUGCGUUGCAUCUUAACUUCUUUAUAAUUGGAGUGUGUGUCAGUGUUGUAACAUCCUUCAAAUCGUCCAAAUGAAAAAUUCGCGUCAGUACGUACUCAUUUUACUGUGUUUCACGUUUGUGUCAUUAACAAUCGCUGAAAUUCGUAACAAAGGAUGGUGGAAAAAUGCUGUCUUUUAUCAAAUUUAUCCUCGAAGUUUCAAAGAUAGCGAUCUAAAUGGCAUCGGUGAUCUAAUCGGAAUAACGAAUAGACUUGAAUACUUCGUCGAAACUGGCGUUACAGGAAUUUGGUUAUCACCAAUUAACAAAAGUCCCAUGAAAGAUGGCGGAUAUGAUAUUUCUGAUUUUCGUGAUAUACAUCCAGAUUAUGGUACGAUGGAAGAUUUUAACGAGUUAAUAAAAAGAGCUAAACAUCACGGAUUAAAGGUUAUUCUCGAUUUAGUUCCAAAUCAUACGUCAGAUCAACACGAAUGGUUUCUCAAAAGUGUCAACAGCGAUGGAAAAUAUAGCGAUUAUUAUAUAUGGGCACAUGGAAGUAAUGAUAAACCACCGAAUAAUUGGUUAAGUGUAUUUGGUAAUUCAUCUUGGACAUAUAACGAAAAAAGAAAGGCAUGGUAUUUCCAUCAAUUUCUUCCAGAACAACCAGAUUUAAAUUAUAGGAAUCCUGAAGUUGUAUUUGAAAUGCAGCAAAUAAUAGAAUAUUGGCUGAAUAAAGGUGUUGAUGGUUUUCGUAUCGAUGCUGUACCUCAUCUUUUUGAAGUAAGUGAUAUCAAAUUUAACGAACCACCAAACAAGAAAAGUAAUGCAUCGAAAAACGAGUACGAUUCUUUAAUACACAUUUAUACCAAAGAUCAAGAAGAAACUUAUACUUUAAUACAUAAUUGGAGAAAUAUUGUUGAUUCGUAUGCAAAUAGACAUAACGAAGAAGAAAAGAUAAUAAUGACGGAAGCAUACACGUCGUUAGAAAAUACUACGAAAUUUUACAAGUACGGUUCACACGUACCUUUCAAUUUUAAAUUUAUUACCGAUGUUAAUAAUAAAUCGAGUCCCACCGAUUUUAAAAAAACGAUAGACGAUUGGAUAACAAAUACGCCAGAUGGAAGUGUACCAAAUUGGGUGAUGGGUAAUCACGAUCGCAGUCGUAUGGCAAGUCGUUAUCCAGGUAGAGCCGAUCAAAUGAACAUGUUAGCAAUGGUUUUACCUGGUGUUGCCAUAACUUAUUAUGGGGAAGAAAUUGGAAUGACUAAUAAUGAAGAUAUAACGUAUAAAGAAACGCAAGAUAAACAAGCUUGUGCUGCAGGCGAAGACAAUUUUCGAAAUAAAUCACGUGAUCCAUAUAGAACCCCAUUUCAAUGGGACAGAACAUUAUAUGCUGGAUUCACGAAAGGACAAAAAACUUGGUUACCUGUUAAUAAAAAUUACAUAAAUUUAAAUUUGAAAGAUCAACAAACUAAUAAAGACAACGAAUCCCAUUACAAGAUUUACACCGCAUUAAUGAAUUUACGUAAUACAACAGACGUAAUGAAAAACGGAUCGUAUCAAAGUACUGUCAUUGAUAAAAAUCUUUUAGCAAUUACACGAUCCAAUAAAAACCAAUUGGUGACGCUUGUUAUCAAUUUUUUGGACGAUAAAUCGCAAAAAAUCAAUUUGAAAGUAAUCGCGGGAAAAAGAUCUUUGAAUUCAACGAUAGUAAAAGUAGCAAGUGUUGAUUCAAAAGUACCAAUCAAUAAAACACUGGCUGAUCAUUCUGUGAACGUUCCACCAAAAGCUUCGAUAGUUUUGUAUUCGACUUAUUCAAAUGCAUCUAUGAAGUAUAAUAAUUAUCUUUUAACAAUUCUACUUUUAAUAUCAACUAUAAUGUUCAAAUUAUAAAUAUUAUUCGCAUUCAUUUUUACCAUCAAAUUUAUAUUCAAUCAA